UGUUCUCAUAUGCCCCUGGUUUGAAGGAUUAAAAUCCAUUAAAUACAGAGAAAGAAAGUGGAUUUCAUUAAUCCCCUAGAUCGGAGGCGUACAAAAUUGUUCUCAUACGUGGACCUGAUCCGGAUGCACAUGAUUAACACACAUAAAAGCCGAUGGGUGGUUCAUUAGGCCACCCAAGGAUGGCUCUUCAUCUUUACAUCCUAUCCACCCCUUCUUCCUCCAAAGGGUUUAUCCAUUGUAGACCUCUCAGCCAUCAAUGGAUGAUUUCAUCUAACAUCAAGUGCCUUGCAAGCACUCAUUCCACUGAGCUAACAACUUAUAUUAGGCGAUCGGCAAACUACCAAAGCAGCAUCUGGGAUUUUGAUUUUGUGCAAUCCUUAAACAGUGAUUACAAGGGAGAGGCCUUCAAGAGAAAAACCAAAAAAUUGAAAGAGGAAGUAAGGGGUACACUUGAUGAUGGAGCCAUGGGGCAGUUAGAUCUGCUCGAGCUGAUAGAUGACAUAGAGAGACUUGGGUUAGGAUACCUCUUUGAAGAGGAGAUCAAGAAAGCCCUGGACACCAUAGUUUCCAUGGAAGAUCUGGCAAAAACAAGGACAAAGGAGAGUUUACAUGCUACAGCUCUUCAAUUUAGGCUCCUUAGACAACAUGGGUAUGAGGUAAACCAAGGUAUGUUCAAUCACUUGAAAGAUGAGAUAGGCAAUUUCAAGGCUACUUAUUUAGCGGAUGCAAAGGGAAUACUAAGUUUGUAUGAAGCUUCUCACCUUGCUUUUGAAGGAGAAACCAUCUUGGAGGAGGCCAAAAACUUCACAAUGACAGCUCUAAAGGAGAUUAUUAAGGGUAAUAUAGAAAAAAACUUAGCAAAACAAGUGAAUCAUGCCUUGGAGCUUCCCCUUCACUGGAGGGUGCCUAGAUUAGAGGCUAGGUGGUAUAUUGACAUCUAUGAGAAAAAGGAGAACUCAAUUGCUGCCUUGAUUGAACUAGCUAAGUUGGAUUUCAACAUUGUCCAAGUGAUACAUCAGGAAAAUGUAGCUGAUUUAUCAAGAUGGUGGGAAAUAUUGGGCCUUGGAAAAGAGUUGAGUUUUGCUAGAGAUAGUCUAAUCCAAUGCUUUUUAUGGACAUUGGGAUGGAAACCUGAGCCUCAAUUCAGUAAUUUCAGGAUAGAAUUGGCUAAGGUCACUAUGCUAAUAACAACAAUCGAUGAUUUAUAUGAUGUUUACGGUUCCUUGGAAGAACUCGAGCUUUUUACUGAUGCUGUGGAAAGAUGGGAUAUUAAGGCAAUAGGACAACUUCCAUACUAUAUGAAGAUAUGCUUCUUGGCUCUCUUCAACUCUGUUAAUGAAAUGGGUUAUUUUCACCUCAAGGAACAUGGAAUUGACAGCAUACCUUUCCUAAAGAAAGCGUGGAUUGAGCUAUGUAAAGCGUACUUAAUAGAGGCAAAGUGGUAUCACAACAAUGAUAAAACAACGCUCAAGGAGUACCUAAACAAUGCAGUGAUUACAAUAGGAAACAAUGUUGUAUUCAUUCAUUCAUUUUUCUCCUUGCAACAAACUAUUCGAGAGGAAGAGUUAGAUUGUGUAUCACAAUAUCCAAGUCUCUUCUAUUGGACAUCAAUGAUAGUUCGACUUGCUAAUGAUCUUAGUACUUCAAUGGCUGAACUAGAAAGAGGAGAUGUACUGAAAUCAAUCCAAUCUUACAUGUAUCAAACUGGGGCUUCCAAGGAAGUGGCAUGUGAAUAUAUAAGGAAUAUGAUUGAUGAAACAUGGAAGAAAAUAAAUAAUGAUUUAUACACUAACGAUUUUCUUCUUCCCCAACCUUUUAUCGAGACCAUGGUAAAUCAUGCCCGAAUGUCACUAUGCAUGUAUCAAUAUGGAGAUGGUCAUGGUGUUAUAGAUGAUGAGAGCAUACAUCGAGCCAAUUUAUUAUUGUUUGAACCUAUUCCAUUGUUGAGAGAUGCUUAAAGGCCUUCUCUGAAACCCCCCCACUUUUGUCUUUUCUUAUUCUUUUCCUCCACAUAACAAAAAAUAUUGUAUCUAUCAUUCUCUUUUGAGUGGUUCUUAUAAAUUUCAUGAUUUUUCUUGAUUA
This is a messenger RNA of Macadamia integrifolia, 2082 nucleotides long. RefSeq names its product alpha-terpineol synthase, chloroplastic-like. The record is from RefSeq and is a predicted model, not a curated record. Gene Ontology annotation, biological process: diterpenoid biosynthetic process. Lineage: Eukaryota; Viridiplantae; Streptophyta; Magnoliopsida; Proteales; Proteaceae. Bases 153 to 1958 code for a protein of 601 amino acids. The transcript has 7 exons. Gene Ontology annotation, molecular function: magnesium ion binding; terpene synthase activity.